AUGGCCAUAAACCCUGUGGGUCCUGCUAGAGUGACAGGUUCAGCAGUGUUUACCAAGUUCUCCAGUGACUCAGGAGACCAAGACCUUGGGAAGAUACAGUUCACCAAAAUGAGAGCAAGGAUUGCCUAUUUCAUGCUCAUCUCUACCACAGAAGGCUCAGGACUACCCUCGGCUUACCAGCUACUGGCAAAGACUGAAAGACAGCCAGGAAAGAAAAGCCUUGAGGAGAGCUCGUUGCUUCCUGCCUUAGUGUGUACUUUAGAUCAUGAAGCCUGCCUUCACCAAAGGGGCACCAGUGUGCGCAAGGAUGGGGAUGUGGUGAUUGGGUGUCUUCUGUCUCUUUAUUUCUGUAUCUACUAUUCUGGUACCUUGGGUAUAAAGCCUAUUAGAGAAUUCUUUUUCAUUCCGCUGACACCCAGCAACUACCAGAACUACCUGGCCUUCACUUUCGCCAUAGAAGAGAUCAACAGGAAUCCUCAUCUUUUACCCAACAUUUCUCUGGGCUAUGAGUUCCAUACUUUCCUUUACAGUCAUUGGAGGAUACUAGAAAGUUCCUUCAUUUUGCUCACAGGACAACACGAGAUCCCUAAUUACACGUGUGGGAGAGAAAGCAAGUGUGCAGCAGUAGUGACAGAGAUGUCAUGGGGCGCCUCAGCUCAGAUUGGACCACUACUGGAACUCUACAAAUUCCCACAGGUUACCUUUGACUCAUUUGAUCCUACACUGAUUGACAGUGGCCAGUAUCCUUCUCUCUAUCAGGUGGCCCCAAAGGACACAUAUUUGGCCCUCGGCAUGGUGUCCUUGAUGCUUCAUUUCCGCUGGACCUGGGUGGGCCUGCUCAUCACAGAAGGCCAGAAGGGUCUUCAGUUUCUCUCAGAUAUAAGAGCUGAGAUGGACAGGAACAGAGUCUGUGUAGCCUUUGUGAAAAUGGUCUCAACUCUGGCUGUGUCAUAUUUCUCAGUCAUGAAGAAACAUGAUAUCCUGACUGCAGAUACCUCUUCAGCCAAUGUGGUGGUUAUUUACUAUGAUACUGAUAGUUUAAAUGAUAUAAACUACAACAUAGUGCAAAACUCAGUGACAUGGAAAGUCUGGGUGACAAACUCACAAUGGCAUGCUGACCUGUCUGGGAGAGAUUUCAUACUUGACCCAUUACAUGGAAUUAUUAUUCUUUCAAACCACCAUGAAGAGAUUUCAGGUUUCAAACAUUUUGUCCAGGAAGCUACCCCUUUCAAAUACCCAGAGGACACUUAUCUUUUUAUGUACUGGUCCAAGAAUGUUGAUUGCUCAUUGUCUGAGUCUGACUGUGCCUUGAAGAACUGCACACCUAAUGCCUCUGUGGCUUGGUUGCCUGCAAAUCGUUUUGACACAACCAUGAAUGAUAGGAGCUACAAUAUAUACAACGCUGUGUACGCUGUGGCCCAUGCCCUUCAUGCGAUGCUUUUGGAAGAAGUGCAAAGGCCAGUAAUGAGAAAUAGACAAGUGAUGAUGUUUUCCCCCUGGCAGCUGCAUCAUUUUCUGAAGAACAUCCAAUUUCACAAUCCUGCUGGAGACCAAGUGAACUUGGAUGACAGAAGGAAACUGGAUUCAGAGUAUGACAUUCUCAAUUUCUGGAAUUUUCCAGAAGGCCUUAGACUGAAGGUUAAAGUAGGAACAUUUUCUUCACGUGCUCCCCAUGGCCAACAAAUGACUUUAUCUGAGGAUAUGAUAGAGUGGGCCACAGGAACUGCAGAGUGUGUGAAGUGUCCAGAUCAUCAAUAUGCCAACACUCAGAGAAAUUACUGCCUGCAAAAAGCUGUGACUUUUCUGGCUUAUGAAGACCCCUUGGGGAAGGCUCUGGCUGGCACCGCCCUGAGUCUCACUGUCCUCACAGCUGCUGUCCUUGGCCUCUUCGUGAAGCACCGACACACUCCCAUCGUCAAGGCCAACAACCACGCUCUCAGUUAUACCUUGCUCGUCUCCCUCACCUGCUGCUUCCUCUGCUCCUUGCUCUUCAUUGGCCGGCCCAGCACAGCCACCUGCAUCCUGCAGCAGACCACAUUUGGAGUUGUGUUCACUGUGGCAAGGUGUUAA
Molecule: messenger RNA, 2070 nt
Organism: Chinchilla lanigera (long-tailed chinchilla)
Lineage: Eukaryota; Metazoa; Chordata; Mammalia; Rodentia; Chinchillidae
Product: vomeronasal type-2 receptor 116-like
Exons: 8
Coding region: 1-2070 (689 amino acids)
Biological process (GO): G protein-coupled receptor signaling pathway
Cellular component (GO): membrane
Molecular function (GO): G protein-coupled receptor activity
Source: RefSeq, a predicted model, not a curated record